This is a messenger RNA of Melozone crissalis (California towhee), 3386 nucleotides long. RefSeq names its product tumor necrosis factor receptor superfamily member 23-like. Gene Ontology annotation, biological process: positive regulation of apoptotic process; TRAIL-activated apoptotic signaling pathway; immune response. Gene Ontology annotation, molecular function: transmembrane signaling receptor activity; protein binding. Gene Ontology annotation, cellular component: plasma membrane; cell surface. The record is from RefSeq and is a predicted model, not a curated record. Lineage: Eukaryota; Metazoa; Chordata; Aves; Passeriformes; Passerellidae. The coding region runs from base 1 to 681 and encodes 226 amino acids. The transcript has 6 exons.
AUGGGCACCAUCAUGGGAGCCGGGCGAGCGGCGGGGCUGCUGCUGCUGGUUGUGCUACUGACGAUGCCUAGAGCCCGAGCGAACUGUGGGGAGAGAGAGUACUCCCAUCAAGAUCACUGCUGUGUGUUUUGUGAAGCAGGUAGCUUUGUUGCUGAUCACUGCAAUACUUCACAUUUGCAAGGAAAAUGUGACCCUUGCAAGGAAGGAAAAAGCUUUACUGCCCAUGCCAACGGCUUGGAGCACUGCUUGGCUUGCAGACAGUGCAAAGAAGAUCAGAUAACUCUGAGACCCUGUACCCUGACACAGAAUGCUGAAUGCCAGUGCAAACCAGGGUAUUUCUGUGAAGAUGAGGGCUGUGAAAUAUGUCGGAGAAUCAGUCAAGAGCAUCUGGAUGGGAAAGAAAUCAUGAAUUCCACCGAUACCAUGGAACUAGGCUUAACUAAUCAAGUGAAGGAAGAACGUGUUUGGUUUAUUCCGGUGCUUGUGUCAGCUACUUUGAUUUUCCUCGUCGUCAUUGUUGUUGUUCUUGUUAAAAAGCUGAAGUGUGAUAAAGGUAACUGCUUGAUUAUUAUCCAUGAAAUUUGCUUUCCACAGCUGGGCAAAGCAUGCACUAGGGCUGUCCCUGGUUCUUGUAUUGCCUCACAAGGGACCUGUUUAAGCUCUAGUUUAUUUUGUGUGUGAUUGAAAUUAGCAAAUGAGUAAAGUGGAAGAGUAGUUUUGCUUGGUAAAUAAAAUGCAUAAUCCUUAACUAUGAGUUUUCUUAUCUUGCUGACAGAUGCCUCUGCUUCAAAGCAAGAUUAUCAUAAGGUCCUUAAAAAGGACUUCUCCAAUCAACUUGCCUUGCAUUGGCAAAGAGGAAAAACCUGUGUGGGGGUUCAGGUGCAUGGGGCAAAAAGUAGCAGCUAAUUAGAUCACUAAUUCCUUUAAUUGUGUUUGGUUGUGGAGAUUUUUUUGGUACAAAUUGGUUCCCUUUAGUAAUUUGAACCUCUUAAUGUGAAUAUUCAAGUUGGUAAGUACUGUGUGAAUUUAUUUUGUAGUGGAAACUGAGCUGUUUUCCUUGGAAACUUCUAUUUCUACUAUUGUGUUUCAAAGUAUUUUUGCUACUAGCAUGGUUGAAAUAAUACUGAAAGCUAUUAUGAAUCUUAAGUGCUGGGUUUGUUGAAAUCAUGUCUUACUGAUUGUAUUGCAGUAAAGACAAUUUCUGCCUUCUGUAUUGCAAUAGCCUACGAAAAUUCUGAGAAACAAAAGCUGGAGUAGAGGAUGAAGUGGCUUAAAAGUCAAACAGCAUCUUGUAGUCUUCAUUUUGCUAAGCAGUAUUAAGGCACAGUAUUUGUGUUGUUGCUAAGGGUUGUACUGGGAUGAAAUAUAUGACCGGUCAAAGAAACUAAAUGGCUUUUAAAAGCUUUGUCUGUGUUACAAAAGUUUCUAUUGUGUAUAAGUCUUGUGUGAUUUCAGCCAUGUUUAAGUUGCUGCAAUUCUUAUAAAUUGCUCAGACACUUUUUUUUUUUCCAGCUGCUGCAACUGUUAAAGAUAUAGAGGGGCGUCUGGUAAGUAUGUGAUGGACCCAGUGUUUAAUCUCUAAUUGCUCACAGCCUAAUUGUACCUGACACACAGCUCUCAAUGUUUGUCUCACUGUAGAUCUCUGCUAGGAUGUGUUCCUGUGAUGCAACAAGUUGUGAUUCAUGCAAGGUCAGAAAUCAAUUAGCAAGUGUCUGAUGCAUUCAAUAGCUGCUGGUGUCUCCUUGUCAAUACUGGAAAACACUUCAGAGCCUGUGACCAGGAUGCUUUGGAAGUGGGGAAAAAACUUGGACUAGCUGCAAGUUUUCACUUCAGACUGUCUCCAAGUGAUACCUUGAUCCAAUUAAUUUAUUUUUUGCUGCUUCCCAUGUGAUGGCAGCUAUUGUUUGGUGUUGCAGCAUGGUGGGGUUCCAGCUCUCACUGCACUGUGACUACAAAUUAUUAGUUCAUAAGACUUAACCACUCCUGAUCCACUAAGUGAUUGAGUCUUCCUGCCUCUGGGCUCAUGUCACAAGCUACAGACCAGGACCUGACAGUCUGAAUUCUUGGUCCUAAGCAGUCCCAAAGGAGGAGGAGUUCAUGGCUCAGAGCAUGCCAGUCUCAAAGUACAUCCCUGAAAAGGGUUUAUCCAGCUGAGACUGGCUGCUGGCAUUUGUUCCAGCUUGAAGCUGGGUAUAUAUACCCUGGCAUCCAAAUGCCAUUUCAGAACUUUACUGUUUGAGUCUAAAAAACCUAUAGCUAGUCCAGCAUUCUGCAAGACAAACACAAGGCUGGAUGAAGUAAAUACAAGGUGGCUUUAACUUCUCUAGUUAGAAACUACAUCACUACCAGCACCACAAGGCAAAAAUGAGCCCAGUCUUAGUUUUACAAAACAAGUGUUAGUCUUGAUGAGCAACUAGGAAGAAUAUCCAUACUGUUCUCAGUGUGUGUACAGCACUUUUUUUUUUCUCCCUGGAGCUUCUCUUGUCCUUCACCAAUGCAUUACCCACCCAGUGUAUGCACUCUUGUCUAAUGUUACUAAGUAGACAUUUUGAGUAAUUAAAUGCAUUUUAAUUAUGUUAAAAAUACUUGAAGACUGAAGAAACAGAAUUGAAAGAGAUGUUCAAAGGCUCACCCUAAACUCUGCUCUUUUUCUUUUUUAAGGUCCAUAAGUGGCUCAAAUAUGUGAAACACCCCAGGUUUUUUGUUGGGUUGUAUCUCCCCUCAUGCCCUGGCCAGAUUUGCAGCACUUCACCUAUUUAUAGAAGCUGAUGAAGAAACGUGACAAAAAACCUGGUCAAAAAAUGCUGUAGCAUAGGAAUAGCAAAUAUAACAUGUCUUUAAUUUCAAUAAAAUAGUUGCAGAAUGAUGCAGUUACAAAUUGGUGCACAAUGCCACUUGUUUCUCAUGUAAGAGCUGUCACAGGCAGAUGCAAAGUCUUGCACUUGGAGUGCCCGUGCUGCUGUAAGAGCUUCUUUGCUAAGGAGAGUUCCACUGAUGCAGGCCUGAGACUGAGUAUUUUGGCACCCACACACCCUCCCUCCCAAAGAACCAGUGAAUUCAUACAGCACUAAUGCCCCCAACAGCUGCUGAUACUUGAAUAGCUGAUGCUGGGUUUUGGAACAAAAGACAGUGCUCUUUCAGUCAUUUGUUUUCCUGUUUAAGCGUUAUCCUGUAUAAAUAAGAUCAACUUCUAUAGUGUGCUUAUACCCAUAAACAGAAAGUGUUUCAGUGAAAAUGAUGUGCAACUAUCUGUGUCAUAUGUAGGGGGGUUCCCCCUCACAUCCCCACUUAUGCAUGUUGGUCAUGGGGUGGUGUCACCUGUGGGUCACUGUCACUGAGCAAACAGAAAGCAUGCUGGCUUAUGCUUACAAAGGGCUUGUACCUUA